AUGCUGAAGGAACGUUUUGGAGAUUGGAAAACUUAUUUCCGCUACAUUCCUCGGGUGUUGGAAUGGUUCAAAGAGAUCGACCCUGAUUCAACGCUCGACCUGGUGACAAGGGAUCACGCUUUCUUCCGGGCUUUUGACGCCCCAUCGGCGUCAAGAACUGCUCUAAGGUUCUGUCGACCGGUCAUUGCAGACCCGUGGCGGCCGCGGGGCCAACCAGCGUGCAAGGGAGCCAGAGGCCGGGGAUGGGUUAAGGAGCCGGUCGGGUGCCGCAAGAAGAGCGAGAAUGGCAAGGAUGGAAGUGCGGCGGCAAAGGAGGAGUGGUCGCAGGGGAGAGCAGCAUGCACCAUCCCAGCAGGCACCUUCUCAGCAGGCACCGACUCAGCAGCGAAGAUCUCAGCAGCGAAGAUCUCAGCAGCCACCAUCUCAGCAGCCACCAUCUACACAAGGACGAUCUCAGCAGCCCCCAUCUCGGCAGAAUCCAUAUCAGCAGCCACCAUCUCAACAAGCACCAUCAAAUCACCCAAGAUGUCAUCAUCCAUCAACUCAGCAUGUUUCAUAUCAGCAGCCACCACAGCAUCAGCAACCAUCCCAGCAGCCAUCAUCUCAGCAGCAGCCAUCUCAGCAGCCACAAUCUCAGCAGUCCCAUAG
Closterium sp. Naga37s-1 is the source of this 648-nucleotide messenger RNA. The record is from the annotation of a GenBank genome assembly. Lineage: Eukaryota; Viridiplantae; Streptophyta; Zygnematophyceae; Desmidiales; Closteriaceae.